CCAUGAUAAAGCAAGUUUUUGUAACAUCAGUUUUAAUAUACUUAUUUAGUAUUAUCGUUUGAAAGCAAGUUAGCUGUAGGAAGGUCCAUGCUAUAAAGUUAAUAAAACAAUUGAAUUUUCGCGCGCAAUUUAGGAAGAAUCAAUUUUAGGUUAUUGUGGGUUAUUUUAAAAUCUUCCUAACCAGUACACGUCAUACCAGUUUGAAAUAUGGUUGUCGCAAAGAAAUACGUAGUUCGCGCUCCUUUUGAUGGGGAACCUAAACACAGCAACUUUGAAAUUGUUGAAGAAACAUUGCCGACAUUAAGAGAAAAUGAAUACUUGGCAGAAGCAGUAUACCUGAGCGUAGAUCCAUAUCAACGUAUGAAGUUGGGUGACGCUUACCCCUGCGAUAUGAUUGGAGGACAAAUUGCAAAAGUGAUAGAGAGCAAAAACGGCGCCUUUCCAAUCGGCAUAUGGGUAAUGGGUCACUUUGGUUGGCGGACCCAUACUAUUGUACGCACUGACAGUGAGAAGAUGUCAAAUCAAAAACCAUUUUCAUAUGCUUUACCCGAUUUCGAAUCACUGCCGGUGUCCUUGGGUCUAGGAGUUUGUGGAAGAGUAGGCAAUACUGCUUAUUUUGGACUGACCGAAAUCUGCAAGCCCAAACCAGGAGAAACUGUCGUAGUAUCUGGGGCAGCCGGAGCCGUGGGUUCACACGUUGGACAGAUUGCAAAAAUACUAGGUUGUCGCACGAUUGGUUUUGCCGGUACAGACGAAAAAUGCAACUGGAUAGUAAAUGAACUCGGUUUUGACGCCGCCGGAAAUUACAGAACAUCGAAUAUAGAGGAAUACCUAAAAAAGAAUGCUCCUAAUGGAGUAGAUUGUUAUUUCGACAAUGUCGGUGGCGAAAUCAGCAGCAAAAUCAUGUCUAAAAUGAACGGUUAUGGACGAGUGGCUGUCUGCGGUGCGAUAUCUAGUUACAAUGAAACAGAACCAGAGAAGAGAAAAGCUACCGUAGUGCAGCCAUAUAUAGUUGGAAAGCAGUUAAAAGUUGAAGGAUUUCAGGUAAAUAGAUUUGCCGAUCGUACGCUGGAAGGAAUACUACAAAAUUUGCAAUGGGUAAAAAAUGGAGAAUUGAAAUACAAAGAACAUAUUUAUGAUGGAUUUGAGAGUGCUGUUGAUGCUUUUAUAGGAUUAUUUAAAGGAGCAAAUAUUGGAAAAUCUCUAGUUAAGGUGUAAAAUCCUCUUGUAUAUACAAUAUAUUACAUUUACAUUAUUACAUAAAUAUUAUGCUACUUAUUACACUAAUUAAACAUUUUAAUCAUCUGUGCCUUUUCCUUUUAGGUUUAAUUUCACAAACACUCUUACUUUGUGAGUAUUUGUAGAUAAAUAGAUCCUCAUAAACUAAAUUUUUAGCUUUAGGACUCAAAAACUUCGAAAUUUCGUCAUACAGAUAUACUUUAUAUGACUCUUCACUUGCAGGAGUUUGCGUAGACACAGAGGUACGCUUAUGUGGUGCUACACAAUUCUUUAGUUCCAUAAUUCGAGUGGAGUUUUGUUCAAUUUUUUUUAACAAAACAUUUUGCAUUUUAUUCAUUCUCGAUUCUAAAUACGAUAUAGUAUAAUCUUGAGAACUCAAAUUGUUACCUUUUGAAAUAGAAGUAUCAACAUUUUCUGUAUCUUUUGUCUUUAAGAUAUUGCCUUUGCUCCCAACUUUGUCUGAGUCAUUUGGCUUUUCCAAACACGAUUCCACCAUAUCUCGAAGCUUUUUAUUAAAUAUUCUUUUCUUUUCAAUGGCAGCAAGACGCUCUGGGGACACUUUAUUUUUCAAAGUGGAUAAUUUCGAAACUGAAUCACAGGCUUUUUCAUUUGAUUCUCUUGUAUUACUGUUUUGUUCAUUUGGUAAAAGCGACGUCUUUGACUUGGUAGCUGAUUCUACUUCUAGUAUUUCUAUUUUUGGAGGAUCUUUGAUAACAAUAUCAUUUUUCUCCAAAACUUCUGAAUUUUCUAGUCCACAAUUAUUUGUUUUUCGUUGAGUAGUCAUUGGUUCUGUUACUUGACUAAAUAUAGGUAUAUUUUUAGAAUCAUUUGUUCUUUGCGAUGUUUGAGAUUUAUCAAAUGACUGAUCUUUCAAUCGGUUUGGUACUGGCAAAAUCAAAGAUGGUAAAACUGGCUCCAAUUUUCCUAUAAAUGGUAAUGGUUCUAAUAUCGUCUUUUCAGAGAUAAUUUUCACUUUCACAUCUUUUUGUACUUUAUUACCAUCAUUAUUUGGUGGUAUUGAAUUUUGUGGCUGAUUAUAAAGUGAGAUAUUAGCAGAAGGUAGCAUUUGAAGAUUAUUACUGAAAAAAACUUGACUAAAUGAAUUAUUAUUUAUGAUUUGGCCAUGAUUCAGGUUAUCUAUAAUUACUGGCGGUUGCUGAUUUAGUUGUUCAAUGUUUUCAUAAGAUAUAGGUAUAGCCACUCCCAUUGGUAAAUUCGAAAUAUUAGUAAUAUUAUGAUUUGUAUUGUUAUCAAAUAUUAUAUUAGGCUCUUGAUUAGAAAACAUAUUUUUCGGAACAAUGUCUUCAUUAACUUUUGUAAUUUGAUCAUUUUGUUUAAGGUGAUAUUUGGCAUAUUUUAUAGAGGGACUAAUUGGUUUCUUAACAAUAGCAAUCUUCUUUUUAAAUUUUAUGUUUUCUUUAGCCUUGGGAUGUUCAAAAGGUAUAAUUAGUCUAUCUUCUUUUUCUUUUUUAACUUUAGUAUCAUCUAUCAAUAGACUGUUUAUUCCCUCAGAUACCAAUGGUGGAUCAACAUUGGCCAAAAAGUCUAUGUACUUUAAAGAAGAAUUUGCUUUCUUAUCAAUAUAUGUUAUUUCUUGUUCAAUAUCAUUCAGUACUGAAUUAGCUUUUUCCAAAGCUUCUUCAUCCACCAUUACUUCCUUUGUGGAAUCACAAUAAGGACCAUCUUCAGUUGGGACUGCAUCAAAUGUCAACUUCUCUUUCUUAUAAUUCAUAAAACAUUCUUCUUUAAAAUGAUGUUGGCAAACUACUCUAUUUCGAAGUUGUGAAACUUUUAGGUCCAGGAAUUCAUAUCUUUGAGCAUUGAUAAUCCAUUGGUGACAGCGUAAUCUUUCAUAUGCAGGAUAGUGAAACAAAUGUAUCUUUGUAUCUGUUGUAUUCUUAUCUGACCUCACAGUGCAGUUACGAUAAGUGCAACGACAACCUCCCAUGAUUAUUAACCUGCCCUGCUGCUUCCUCGACUGCUUAAGUAUUACUUUUAUUCAAAAAGAAAACCAGCUCAAAACAUUCAAAAUCUUUUAGAUCUUCCUUUCCAAUCUCACGACAAAAAAAACAUAUAUGCUUAAAUAAAAAGUAAGUAAGAUUUCGAACUUCGACAAAAAAGGAAUUAAAUAUCAUCUAAUUUUUAAUUUAGCUUUAGUUUUUUU
Messenger RNA from Chilo suppressalis (striped riceborer), 3403 nucleotides. Lineage: Eukaryota; Metazoa; Arthropoda; Insecta; Lepidoptera; Crambidae. The record is from the annotation of a GenBank genome assembly.